Molecule: messenger RNA, 318 nt
Organism: Sphenostylis stenocarpa
Lineage: Eukaryota; Viridiplantae; Streptophyta; Magnoliopsida; Fabales; Fabaceae
Source: the annotation of a GenBank genome assembly
AUGGUUGAGUGGUUGGAGUCGAAAUGUGUUGAAGAUGGCGAAGACUACCAUUUCCAGAGUAUGAUGAAGCAUGCGAUGCGAGUGAUGAUCCCUUUCCUGCUCACAUCUUUUCUCAACCACUACCCAUGUAUGGUCCCGCACUUACAUUUCUCUUCACUCGUUCAAGAAAGAGGAAAACCUGCACAUUGUUUACGGAACACCUGCAUGACCACCACGGGCCAGGGUUUGCUUUUUGUGGCUGGUUUUAUCAGACACAUUACUGCCCCAGAUAGCUUCCAAAAUCUACGUUUCAUUUAUGCAUCUAAGGAAGAUGACUAG